Molecule: messenger RNA, 2301 nt
Organism: Cryptomeria japonica (Japanese cedar)
Lineage: Eukaryota; Viridiplantae; Streptophyta; Pinopsida; Cupressales; Cupressaceae
Exons: 9
Coding region: 369-2054 (561 amino acids)
Cellular component (GO): membrane
Source: RefSeq, a predicted model, not a curated record
AAAAGGCAACGAGAUGCUCUGCAUCGUGAUGGGCGACAUGCAUUAUCAGACUGUAAUAAAAAGUUAAAAACUGGGAUCAGUUGUCUCCAUAGAUCGUUUUGCACUCAACUGCAUUAUCAGCGUGCAUAAAAUGGCAGUGAUGACAACCCAAACAGCAUCAAGAUGUUGCUUUCAUCUCCCAUUUUCAUUCUACAACAAAUCAAACAUCAAUAUUUUCUUUGUCCUUCAAAAUGCGGGUUUUUGCACGCUCUCUCCUAAAACACCACCUUUACUGUUUUUAUUAUCAUUUCAGUUUAGCUCUAUGCAGAUUUUGGAAGUGUAUGUAAAAUUUCUCAGGAGAUUGUUAGAGAAUUGAAGUGGCAUUUAAGAUGGAAAUUUGUCAAAAAAUUAUUCCUUUCGGUUUUUGUGAAAGGUGGCAAAUGUUGACCAGAGAUCUUAAGUUUUCGUCGACGAUUGUGUUACCUUUGUAUAUGCUAUUAUUUUGUUUACCGGACAGGGUUGCCUCUCGCUCAAAGGAGAGCUUUAUAAGUGGAAAACAAAAUGUGACCAUUUUGACUUCAAAUGCAUUUGAACUCAAACAAAUCCUGCCUGCGCUGCCCACUGUGCCUGCAUCUGAUGACGGCAGUAGCAUGGAUUCCAGUAUUUCUAUGAUUUUGGCUGAGCAUCGAACUAGGAGGCCUGAUAUUUUGUACAAAUUCAGGCAGUAUAAAGGUGGAUGGAACAUUACCAACAAACACUACUGGGCUUCUGUUGGUUUUACUGGUGUUCCUGGGCUUAUUCUUGCUGUUCUGUGGUUUACUGCAUUUGGCUUGGCCUUUUUUGUGCAUUAUUGCUGCAGUCAAAUAAUUAAAGGCGAACAACAAUACUUACAGAUCUUAAAUGGAAUUUCACUUCUACUGAUAAUUCUUUUCACAUGUGCUUCAGUAGUGGGAUGCAUAUUGCUUUCCUUGGGGCAGGAUAAGUUUCAUCAUGAGAUGUCUCAUUCCAUUGAUUUUGUAGUUAAACAGUCAGAUUUCACAGUUGAGAAGCUUAGGAAUGUCAAAGGGUACCUAGCAGAUGCAAAGAUUAUGAAUGUAUCUCAGAUUUUUAUCCCAGAAGAUGAGCAACAGCAGAUAUCUGAGUUGAAUGAAAAAUUGUUAAUGGUAACAGCUGAGUUUGAGGAAAAAAUAACACACGAUGCUGACAAAUUAAAGCGAUCCCUUAAUGCUCUCCAAGAUGCCUUAGUUGUGGUAACUGGUGCGAUGCUACUCCUAGUCAUUAUUGGUCUACCUUUGGCUGCUCUUGGUUUCAGGAACAUUAUUUGCACAUUGAUUUUUAUUGGAUGGUUACUUGCAGCAGUCACAUUCAUUCUUUGUGGGGCAUUCAUUGUACUUAACAAUGCUAUUGCUGAUACCUGUGUGGCCAUGGAAGAAUGGGCGGUCAAUCCCACUGCAUAUACUAAUAUUGAUCACAUUCUUUCUUGCGUAAAUCAAUCCAUAACAAAUCAAACAUUGUAUAGAAGCAAACAAGUCACCAACGACUUGUUGAAUAUUGUUAACCAAGUGAUAGGUAAUGUUGCAAAUGCAGAUGUACCACCAAACAAUCCUGCUUAUUACAACCAAUCUGGUCCACAAUUACCUGAGCUCUGUAGACCAUUUCAUUUGAUACACAAUAAGCAGCAGUGUGUAGCAAAUUUCACGAGUGCAUCUCAGGUCUGGAAAAAUUAUAUUUGCACUAUUUCCAAUGGUGUUUGUAUUACACCUGGUAGAUUAACACCAGAUCUAUAUGCACAACUAGUGGCAGCAGUCAAUGUUAGUUAUGGACUGAAACAUUUCACUCCAUUUCUUUUAGACCUAAUUGACUGCAAGUUUGUGCAUGAGAUGUUCACAGUAAUUGUUCAUUUCUAUUGUCCUCAUCUUCAGCUACAUACUAAGUGGGUAUACAUUGGGCUGGCACUUAUAUCAGUUGGUGUGAUCCUCUCCUUGAUAUUCUGGAUUAUUUACAUACAACAGAUGCAUCACAAUGGCCAAUAUUUAAUGCCUUGUGAAAAUAAAUCAAUAAGAAACCAUCUAUAGAAAUUGAAAGCAGAGCUAAGCCAGGCAAGUAAAUGUGAACAAUGAAUAAUCCCAAAUUCCAUGUUUAGAAGUUCUAAUCGUUUUUGUAUAUAAUCGCCUCUCUCAUAGGGAUUGUGAUAGGCUCUCGUUUAGAGUGGUAUACUACUAGAAUCUUAUGGACUAUUCCAUGAUGCCCAAUUUUGUAUUAUAUUUUAAAAAUAUGUGAUCCAUUAUUGAUUUAGAGAGUCCAAAGAAUGAUUUACUAAGA